AUGACGGUCAAUACUUGUCCUGCAGCCAGUCACAAAUUCAAGGGACUGGGAGCUUCUGAGCUUGCAGACAGCCGGAUACAUGAGGUAAACAGAGUGAAGAGCAAAUUUCCCAGCAAGAUACCGGUUAUAGUAGAGAGAAGCAAUCGCGAAAAGCUGCUGCCCCAACUACAGAAGAUCAAAUUCCUCGUGCCCCCAGAAACUACUAUGGGGCAGUUUGUAAAUAUGAUCAGGUGCAGACUCUCCUUGUCUCCGGCCCGCGCUCUGUGUGUCCUGGUCAGUGACCGGCAGCUGACCAGUUUAUCACUGACAAUGCAGGAAGUGUACACUGCACACCGGGACCAAGAUGGCUUCCUGUAUAUGACCUACAUGUCUCAUGAAGUGUUUGGCUGAGAGGGUAUUCCUGCAAUUAAUGGACAUCGUAAAGUGAGGUUUUAUCAGCAGUUCUGCCUAGAUUCCAGGUGGGGCCAACCGAGGCUCUGGCUAAGCAGAUCAACGUGAUUUUUGGAGCCAUAGUAGCAAGGCAUUUAGAAGAGAAGAUACAAAAUUCACACAGGGAUGACACUAGUCAGAUGCUGUGUAUAAUUGUUUUACUAUAACCUUUUACAGUGCAGACUAUAUAUAAACGUGCCUCUCUCACAUAUUUUAAUGAAAACCUAUCUGGAAAGAGUAUGGGGCAUGUCUCUAAAAAGAUAUAAUCAGAUGCGCUGUAACCCUGGCUAACCAGACGCUACGGGAGAGUGAACCCUGCCGCCUAACAAACAGGCUACAUCAGAUCCUUUAUGGUCAAUGCAAUUUAGGCAACAGCUACGGGAUAAUUACACUUGUUUUAUAUAAGGCUUUUUGGGAUUUUAAAAGGUCCAUUACACUAUUUUUUUAACGUAUAUCAACCUAGAAGGUCCUUACUGCAGCCUUUCCAGUACAGAGAAGAAAACAAGAUCAGACUUCUUGCUAUAGACUGCAACACACAUACAGCUGUUCCUGUUCUCCAGUAUGCCCCAGCAUUCUGUUUAUGGAUUUACAGAAUUUAUUAAAGUCUUUGCACACUUUCAACAAUCUCUUUAUUAGGCAUAGACAUAUCGCACCCAACCCUUUCCACCCCUCAAAUCCAUUCUCACCCUCACAAAUAGCAAACAAACCUUUAUGCGAAUCAAAGCGGUCAUUUUUUUGCCCAAGCUUCAAUAUUCAAGACGUUUUGUUUUCUGCAUUCACCUUCUAUAAAUUUAGCUUUUAUACUUGCUAUAUUAUAUUUUGCAAAUUGCCUGUUUUGUUCUUUGAAUACAUUUCCUGUUUUGCAAUUACAAUAGAACUGUAAAUGUGAAUUGA
Molecule: messenger RNA, 1323 nt
Organism: Pseudophryne corroboree (corroboree frog)
Lineage: Eukaryota; Metazoa; Chordata; Amphibia; Anura; Myobatrachidae
Product: microtubule-associated proteins 1A/1B light chain 3C-like
Exons: 4
Coding region: 1-390 (129 amino acids)
Biological process (GO): autophagosome maturation; macroautophagy; cellular response to nitrogen starvation
Cellular component (GO): cytosol; autophagosome; autophagosome membrane
Molecular function (GO): ubiquitin protein ligase binding
Source: RefSeq, a predicted model, not a curated record